Messenger RNA from Pelobates fuscus (common spadefoot toad), 431 nucleotides. RefSeq names its product venom peptide SjAPI-2-like. The coding region runs from base 55 to 315 and encodes 86 amino acids. The record is from RefSeq and is a predicted model, not a curated record. NCBI's taxonomy places the organism in Eukaryota, Metazoa, Chordata, Amphibia, Anura, Pelobatidae. The transcript has 4 exons.
CAAACCGAUCCAGGGUCCAAGAUUUCACAUCAUACAAGAUCCAAGAUUGGAAAGAUGAAGACAAACACAGUCUUUCUGCUCCUGGGUGUAGUUCUGUGUCUGGCGCUGGUCAGUCAAGCUAAACAAAUAACAGUGCCCUGUAAUCAGCCUAAUGUAAUUCAAAAAUCGUGCGGCACGGCUUGUCCAAUCACAUGUGCAAAUAUAAACGACCCGCCAGCACCGUGUCCUUUAAUAUGUGUACCAGGUUGCUUCUGUAAAGAUGGUUACUAUGCAAACAGUAUGCGAAGGUGUGUCCGAAAAAGUGAGUGCAGCUAAACAGCCUGCGCGCAGUGGGUGUGGCCAGCAACGCUGAUGAAAGUUCCCAAGAAUAAAGAUAUGUGGAUUAAGGAUCUUACAACACAUUAAAAUGCUAAAAUACAAUAGAAAUCCUU